Colias croceus (clouded yellow) is the source of this 4546-nucleotide messenger RNA. RefSeq names its product period circadian protein-like (gene per). The record is from RefSeq and is a predicted model, not a curated record. Gene Ontology annotation, biological process: entrainment of circadian clock by photoperiod; circadian regulation of gene expression; negative regulation of transcription by RNA polymerase II. Gene Ontology annotation, molecular function: transcription corepressor binding; transcription cis-regulatory region binding. The transcript has 27 exons. Bases 428 to 3754 code for a protein of 1108 amino acids. Gene Ontology annotation, cellular component: cytoplasm; nucleus. NCBI's taxonomy places the organism in Eukaryota, Metazoa, Arthropoda, Insecta, Lepidoptera, Pieridae.
CAAAACGUAGGUCGUAGACAUUACCUUCAGAAAAGUUGCACGAUUGUUCGUAACUUCAAUUUCUGGAUUUAUUUGUUCAAAUAUGAAAAAUAUUCAAACUUUCAUUGAGUUAUUCAUGUAAGAAAAGUUGAUCUUAACUAAUAAGCUACUUGAAUAAUUUAUUUCCCAUAUGAGGUGUAUGCAAAUAAACGCAAUUUUUUACUAGAUUUGUUUGUAAAAGUUGUGCUUUUGAAUUUGAAAUACAUUAUAGAUAUAUUCUCAAGUCAGUGAAGUGUUAAAUUCUUUGAAAAUAAAACUACUUACAUUGAAAUACCUAAUUAUAAUUAUAAUACAAUAACAAUGUGUUUGAGUAUAGUGAUAAUCAUAAAUAUAUUGUGCUUAGAGACAUAAUCAAAUAGGUAUAUCAAAGUAUUCAACAAUAUAUAGGAUGGCAUUCAAUAUGAGUGAAGGAGCAGCAAGUAAUACCAACAUAAAUAUGGAUACAAUGGACGACUCAGAGACAAAUGCGAAAAUUUCUGACUCAGCAUAUUCCAACAGCUGUAGCAACAGCCAAGCAAGAAGCCGUAGUUCACACUCUACGCAUUCGGGGAGCCACUCCAGCGGCAGUAGUGGCUAUGGCGGAAAGCCAUCCACAUCUGGAUACAGCAGCAACAAUGUCAGCCAGCCGCCCGUGGAGCUCCGUUGUAAAGUUAAAAAGAAGAAGAAGCAGCCGGAGGAGACCCUCGAGGUACAGGAGGAGGAGCCGAGCCCUCCCGAGCCGGAGCCCGAGGUGAAGCCAGUGGAGGAGGAAUGCGUUGAUGCCGCCAGCUCGCCCGCGCAGCCAGCUGAGGCCUCGUGCGUGGAGAGCAUGGACAUAUCCACGCCGGAACGAAGCAGCGUUAAGGAUAAGGCGAGCACGUGUAACUUCCCGGUCAACACAACCAACAGGCCUUUUGCGAAUAUUGCCGACGGAUUCUCAUGUGUGAUCUCCAUGCAAGAUGGAGUCGUGAUGUACACGACGUCGUCUCUCACCAACACGCUGGGUUUUCCAAAGGACAUGUGGAUUGGCCGGUCGUUUAUCGAUUUCGUUCAUCCAAGGGACCGCAACACAUUCGCGUCCCUUAUAACUAACGGCUUGGCGGCGCCGAAAACUGUUAAUGGUACGCAAAAGAAAGGUAAUACUGUAUCAACGAUGGUGUGCCGUAUUCGCCGGUACAGAGGUCUGACUUCAGGCUUCGGGAUAAAGGAAAGAAUCGUGACGUUCAUGCCGUUCCUACUGAAACUGUCCUUUAGAAAUAUAUGCGAUGAGGAAGGCGAGGUUAUAUACCUGUUAGUGCAGGCGACACCGUUCUUUUCAGCGUUUAAAUCUCCCAACGAGUUAGUAUCGAAAGCUGUGCCAUUCGUAAUACGACAUGCAGCGAACGGUGACAUUAAGUACAUUGACCCAGAGUCUGUGCCCUAUCUGGGCUAUUCGCCACAAGACAUCGUCAAUAAAGACGCCCUGCAUUUAUACCAUCCUCACGAUUUGGCGUAUUUGAGACAGGUUUAUGAAACUAUUGUGAAAGAAGGGGGAGUACCACGCUCAAAACCCUAUAGGAUGAUGGCUCAAAAUGGCGACUAUGUCAAAUUAGAGACGGAGUGGUCUUCGUUCAUUAAUCCAUGGUCGAGGAAACUGGAAUUUGUUAUUGGAAAACAUUUGUUGAUUGAAGGACCUAAUAAUCCAGAUGUAUUCCAAUCUGCAGACAUAGAAAAGUCUUUUAAGUUCUCUGAAGAUGAAAAGAACAAAGCUCAAACUCUCAGGGAGAGUAUUGUGAGGAUUAUGAAUGAGCUAUUAACAAAGCCGGCCGAAGCAGCGAAACAACAGAUGACCAAGCGUUGCCAAGACCUCGCCUCCUUCAUGGAGAGUCUCAUGGAGGAAGCUCCUAAGACUGACGAUGAAAUGUGGCUAGAUAUAAAGGAACCUGAUAAUGGAUAUUAUGAGAGAGAUUCAGUGAUGCUCGGUGGUAUUUCCCCACACCACGACUGCAAUGACAGUAAGUCAAGUACUGAGACACAAAUAAGCUACAAUCAACUUAAUUAUAACGAAACAUUACAACGGUAUUUCGACAGUCAUUUACUAUUUUCUGAAGAGAACAACUCUGAUACUCCAUCUGAUAGGCCGUCCGGCAAUAAGAACAUAAAAACGAAUUCUAGCGGUAUGUCACCGAUGGCCCAAAACUCCGGUGACUUUGGUGACAUGACGAGCUCAUGUGACUCCAGCGCACUCGCUCUCUCUAAUUCCACACCUAUGGGUGAUUAUUAUCAACCCGUCAGGCUAACUGAGUCUGCUUUGAGCAAGCACAACGCAGUAAUGGAGAAGGAAUUAAUGAAAUUACACCGUGAAAUAAAAACCGUAACCAAAGAUGACAGGAAGAAGGCAUCAAAGGAAUCUAGGCAGAAGAAGAAGGAACAUCUUGCCCGUUGUAAUGCGUCUUUCUUGCCUACGUCAGCUGGAUUAUCUACUGUUGAUUCUCAACCUCACGGUUUAAAGCGGUCGUCAAGGCACUCCGACGACUCCGAAACGGGUUAUAAAUACCGUUACUCUACAGCCAAGUUGCCCAGACGGAAGCAGAGCACAAGCGCUGCGCCAGCGCAUCCAUCAAACACACUUACUAAUACUCUUGUAUCAUCACCAAUGCCGACAAAUUCAAUGAACAUGAACAAUAUGAAUACUUUCUUCCUCGGAGUUAGUAUUCCUCAACAGAUGUCGAUGAUGAGCCCAGUCGCUGCGAUGCCUGGUAUGUUCCCGAUAUGCUAUGCUAUGCCCGCAUCAUCCCAGCAAAUGAUGCAAAAUGAUACGGAAAUGCCAAACCAGGGACCGUCAACUAGCAAUCAUCCGUUUACCAUGCCCUAUGUAAUGUACGGUCAGCCGGUAUAUGGAUCGCCGUUCAUGUAUUCGCCGAUAAACGCUCAAAUGGGUAUGCAAUACCCGAUGCAGCCGGGUUUCGUCGCGCAAGGUAUGAACGCGGCGAUGCACCCACUGGGAUUGUCCAGCGGGAACUACCAGGAGGCUUGUAAACUCACUUUCCCAACGAAGAGCAAGUUGGUCCCUUCGUCCACCUGGCGAGAGAAACGGGCGGAACAGCUAGCGGCCGCGGCUAAAAAAGACAAAAGCAGCGGUACGAGUAACUCGUCGGCUGCCGUUUCUAAUCUGAGUGCAAAUGCAGCUACAGAGAACCGAAGCAAGGGCAAAGAGCGUCUCGGCAACAGCGACGCUACAAACGAAAAGACUGACGAGGAAUCCAGCUAUUCCUCGUUCUAUUCUAACUUCUUUAAGAGCGAAUCUGGCAGCGCUGAGGAAAGUGAUGUUAAGAAGCGGUCGAUGGAUCCCAUUCCACCUUAUGAAAGUCAGCAAGCGAAAAAGGUAGCCCGAAGGAAAAUGGAUCCGCCAUGGAUGGAACAUGUAUGUGUGACAUCAGAGCUGAUAUACAAAUAUCAAGUGCUACCCAAGACAAUGGAAGAGGUUUUAUCUUGCGACAAGAAGAGGCUAGAGACCUUAGAACAACCAACACUAGUGAACGAGCAGUUGGGUCAGUUAUACCUAGACCUUCAGUUAGAGGGCGUUGCCGCGCGGCUCACGCUCGAGGAAGGGCUCACCAGCUCUAGCAGCUCCGGGGAAGAGAACUUCUCCAGGAGCCCUAAGGUCCAGCGCGAAUACAGUAAAUUAGUAAUGAUUUACGAGGAAGAUGCACCUCUCCCGCCGCCAGAGGACGCUGCCAGCUCGUCCACUUCAUAAUGCCGCCAUUUUGUUUUCGACAAACCUAACACGAACACGCCACGUGAAUAGAACUAUAUAUGAAGACGAAAGACAAUUUUGGUGUUAGAAUAAUCAUUUGUGUGUCUAUUUUUAAGCCAAAUGAUAUAUUAAGCUAAACAUAGCUAGUAAGUUUUUUAUUACCACUUCCAAUUUCAUAUAAUAAUAUAUAUGUUUUGUGUAAUUACUACUUACACUCGUUUCAAAUAUAUAUUUAUUAAGAUUAAAUAUUAAAUGUUUAAUUUUUAUUUAAAGGGAUUAUGGGAUUCAUAAUAGCGAUGUCUCAGUUCGACUGAGCCAAUAUUCGUAUAAAAAGAUUGAUAGUAAUAUCAUAUCAAUUCCCAUUUUUUAUUUCUCACCCUUUAGAUAAAUUAAUAUGGAAGUGUUACUGGAGAAUCUUCUGGAAAAAGGACUUUAACGUCUGUGAUACAGAUUAUCGCAUAAUUAAAAUAUAAUUGCAAUGUUUUUAUUUGGGCAUUAAUAAAAUCCUGUCAACUAAAAGGUAAUUUUUGCGCAAAGUUGUUAAAUUUUAAAUAAUUUGAUAAGAUCAAUUUAUUUAUCACAUGUUUUUUUCUGUUGUUUAAAUGAUAUACUUUAUUAUUCUUCUUUGAAGUAUUUUUUUGCGAAGAAAUAUUUUCCUAAUAUAAAAUGAACGUAAAAUGUGACGUAUAUUUUUGAUAUCACGUUACAAAGAAUGUUAAUUUAUUUACAUUGAUUGUUCUAUUGUAAACAUAAAAGUAACAUUUUAAAUGUACAAUUGUAUGUUUUUACUUU